ACCGUGUCCACUCGAGUCCUUCCGGAGAAGCUGAUUUUUCGUUGUCGUCGUCUCCCUCGUCCUCCUCUCCGUGUUGUUGUUCUCGGUGACGCGACGGAGGUGUAGCCUGACGCGGUCUCUUACGUGUCGGUCUGAAUAAAAGUGGAGCUCCGUAGACCCGGGAGUGACGAAGCGAGUCCGUGUUGCCAGAUUUUAAAUGACCAUGGAAGCGGCUGCAGACACACAGCAAAGUGGUGAAACGGCUGUUUCGGAGUCUGAGGCCCAGCAGAUCACCUUGGCACAGGCAUCCAUAGCAGCAGCCCAGGUGUCCUCCAGUAGUCCCACAGUCACUCUUGUCCAGUUACCCAAUGGUCAAACAGUCCAAGUGCACGGUGUGAUCCAAGCCGCUCAGCCUUCGGUCAUUCAGUCCCCACAGGUACAGACGGUACAGAUUUCGACUGUCGCUGAGAGCGAGGACUCUCAGGAAUCUGUCGACAGCGUGACAGAUUCUCAGAAGAGGAGAGAGAUUCUGUCCAGGCGGCCUUCCUACAGAAAGAUCUUGAAUGACUUAUCAUCAGAUGCUCCGGCAGUGCCUCGAAUUGAGGAAGAGAAAUCAGAAGAUGACUCAGCCCCUGCUAUCACCACGGUCACCAUGCCCACUCCCAUAUAUCAGACCAGCAGUGGCCAGUACAUUGCCAUUACCCAAGGUGGAGCCAUUCAGCUGGCCAAUAAUGGCACGGAUGGAGUGCAGGGCCUGCAGACGCUCACCAUGGCCAACACUGCUGCAGCCCAGCCUGGCGCCACCAUCCUGCAGUAUGCUCAGACCAGCGACGGGCAGCAGAUCCUCGUGCCCAGUAACCAGGUGGUCGUGCAAGCUGCUUCUGGUGAUGUCCAGGCCUAUCAAAUCCGCACAGCCCCCACUAGCACCAUCACUCCUGGGGUGGUCAUGGCAACUCCACCCACAAUCAGCGGAUCAGGAGCCACUGAGGAAGUUACACGCAAACGGGAGGUCCGACUGAUGAAAAACAGGGAGGCAGCCCGCGAGUGCCGUAGGAAGAAGAAGGAGUACGUGAAGUGUCUGGAGAACCGCGUGGCCGUGCUGGAAAACCAGAACAAAACCCUCAUUGAGGAACUGAAAGCCCUCAAAGACUUGUACUGCCACAAAUCAGAGUAGAAUACACCUGCCGGUGGUUUGACAGGUGAUCCCCAGCACUUGUGUACAGAGACUCAGCACAGAGCCAUGCAUCUGGAUGCCCCCUCCUCUUUUCUACUCUUCUGCUUUCUUUUUAAAAACUGCUGAAAAAUAUGUGAACGUGACUCACCAGGUAUGAAAAAACAAAAAAAGCCCCAUCCCACUUUGGUAAAUUGAAACUUUGUCCCAUUUGAGCAAUUUGAAAUCAACCAUCAGUUUUCCCCCAUUAAAAGGAUGAGGCGGUGCUCACAGUGAACGUGGAGGAGACUGCAACUUAAACAGGGUCUGCGUGGCAAGGUGACAGAGCAGGGAAACUAGCUGUUCUCGCCAAGGACACCACCGAAGGGAAGCAUUCCAGUCACUGGUGCCCGGACUACCUGGGCAACAUCACCAGCAAUGGGGGAACUGACCGCAAGCACCACCGAUAAUGAUGAUGAUGGAACUUUUUCUUUUUUUCUUUGGGAGAGUGUAACUUCACGUAAAACAUUUCUAUCUGUAACUCUCGAAUUAACAUCUGUUACUUAUUAAUGCUUCAAACUUAUAGGUGGCCUGUGUCUUGGACGUUUUUAUCUUUUAAGAUGUGUGUUUUGGUUUGUUCUGAAUUAGAUUAUGCUUCUACAAUGCCAUGUUUCUUUUUUUCUUUGUUUUACCCAAGUAUAUUUUUGCUUUUAUACAACGUGAACAAAAAGCUAACCAUUUAGUUGUAAAAUGGUUUUUUUCAUGUUAACUGCAGCACAGUGAGGAGAUGGUAGAAGUUGGGCAGCAGUGAAGUGGGUGGGGGGAGGGUCUUCUAACAGAGCCCUAGAAAUGUUUGACUUUUUGUCUUCAUUUUUUUUUAAGCUUCAGAAACAUUAAGUGGAAAAUUGCGUAAUGGCGUCCUGUUAAUUACCAGAGUUUGGUGGUAAAAACAAACAAAGGCAAAAUGGGCCUUCAACAGUACAGGAAGUGGGAAUAAUGGAUAAAUAAGCUGCUGCCCGUUUAUCAGAGAUUAUAUACUGUAAGCAAAACCUUUUUUUUUUUUUUCCCCCUCCAUAGACUCAUGGAUUAUUUUUGAACAAUAACCAAAAACUUAAUGAGCCUUACUUGUUAUGCAAUGAAAGAGUUUUUAAGCAGAAUUCAGAGACAAGUGGAUAAAGCACUGGAAUCAUGGAAUUAGAUCAUAGGGGGAAAUUUGCCAUACCGGGCCCCUCUGUGUGUCGAGGCCUCGGUCGCCGUCUCUUAAUUCUGUUUAUAGUUAUGAGCUAGCAUGUGCACUUUCUUUGCAUUUACAAUCCUUCAGCAUUUCAACGCUUUCUGGGUAAAUCUACCGCUCAUCUGCAGUUAAUCAAGUGCUGUUGCAUCAAUGUGUUUGAUCACUUGUUUUUUUUUUUUGUAAAUGGAGCAUCAAAGCUCACCAGAUACAACUCAACUGCACCCACUUUGUGAAAUGACUAUAAGAUCAGGUGGUGUUGGUGCAUUCUGAAAGAAAAAAUAUUUUUGUGAUAAUGGGAUGCCAUAUUGUAUUCUUUAGGUAUUAUGUAUAGUCAUGAUAUAGUAUGCUUUUUAUGUUGCUUCUCAUUUUUUUUUUUUUUUGUAUUCACUAUUUCUAAAUGUCAGCAACAACUUGUAUAAUAAUACAGUGCAUUACGUUAGAGCUAUUCAGAUAUGACACUUUUGGCAGCUGUUAAUAAAUAAAUGUGUUUCUGGUAAUCUGAUUUUAAAACAUUUUAUUUCAUAUAUUAAAACAAACAAAUGUU
Molecule: messenger RNA, 2907 nt
Organism: Oreochromis niloticus (Nile tilapia)
Lineage: Eukaryota; Metazoa; Chordata; Actinopteri; Cichliformes; Cichlidae
Product: cyclic AMP-responsive element-binding protein 1
Exons: 8
Coding region: 197-1153 (318 amino acids)
Biological process (GO): regulation of transcription by RNA polymerase II
Cellular component (GO): nucleus; ATF4-CREB1 transcription factor complex
Molecular function (GO): cAMP response element binding; protein binding; DNA-binding transcription factor activity, RNA polymerase II-specific
Source: RefSeq, a predicted model, not a curated record